This is a messenger RNA of Amoebophrya sp. A25, 7803 nucleotides long. NCBI's taxonomy places the organism in Eukaryota, Dinophyceae, Syndiniales, Amoebophryaceae. The record is from the annotation of a GenBank genome assembly.
AUGGGGAACAUCGACGUCGGGAAUUUCGAUUUGAGCUUAAGGCCACCACUGACGCAUAUCCUUAGCACCAUGAUCUUUGUUUUUUUCUUCUUUAUGGGGAAAAAGAAGCCUGAUACAAGGACUUCUCUAUAGACAGUCAAAAACUGUAUUGUUCUCAAAAAAUACUAUGAUGUAUUGUUCUCAAAGCAAGAGGAAGAUGCGACGCGGUAGCUCUAAUGAGAGCCGCUAUCACGGUCGGCAAACCUUCGCCAUCGGCUAAGUUGCCUCCGCAUUUGCAAAAGUUUCUGAUCCAGAAGGGGGAGGACUACGUGCCGGAAGGGAGCAGCGACAGCAACUUAAGGCUCAAAUUGAUUUUCAUUCAUUUCCAAGGAUGAGGAUCGAUCCUUUUAUUUGUACGAAACACCUGUGCCUGUUGUGUUCCUCCUUGGAAAUCAAACUGAAGAAACAAAUGGACUGAAUUAGAUAUGUUAUUGUGACUUAGAAUUCGUUAUUAUUUGCCUUCUAAGCAGCGCUGCGACACCAGCUUCUUCCAUAGAGGCCAGUCCAUUAGGUGACGGACAUGGAGACGCGUCGCCGUUGUCGUCGCGAUCUCUCCAAAGAGCCAUGGAUGGACGACAUCGAAUAACCUUCAUUUAAGAAGAUUACUUUUAGCUUUAAAUGUCUCGUCGACAGAUGAAGAUGAAGAACAGUUCCAUUGUUCGCUUAAAUUUCCAGCACUUAAUAUGUUUUCUCCUCUUAAAAGCUUCUUUUCAUGAUUUAAAAGCAAACUUCUUAGAGAGAUCUUUCAAAUAAUAGAAGCACAAGCAAACUUAGAGAGAUCUUGUUUCAAAUAAUACAAAUUUGAAGAUAUUAUUAUCCAAGUAGAAACUUCUUUAUCUUCUUUUCAACAUUGAAAUUUGAAGAGGAUAUCUUCUUCUUUCUGUUCUAAUAGAUUAAACACGGUCGCAUUCAGGUCGACGGGUCUCAUUUACGUCGUCCGUCUCCCAUUCCGGAAGGGAGUCACGAGGAUUCGACAUCGCGAAGCGCUAGGUCCUCCGCGUCGUCCUCUUUAACAGGGAGCAAGAAGGAGAAACAGAAGGAGCCUGUCUUCAGCCGUAGUUCUAUUAAGGGUUUCAUCUUUAUUCCAAAUUGCUAUUCUUGCAUCGUUCAGUCACUACCAUCCUUCACUAGUACCAUCCUUCACUAGUACCAUCCUUCACUAGUACCAUCCUUCACUACCAUCCUUCACUACCAUGCUUCUAAUUCUAGCAGUGAAGUGCCAAAGAUGGAGAAUCUUGGGACCAGUGCGGAGGAAGAAGAAAUCGAAGACGUCGAAGAAAUGGCGGGUGCGAAACGCAGCAAGACAACAGCUGCUUCUUCUUCCAGUACUAGUGCAGCUGCGGUUCUUAGUAAGAACGUUACGAAAGGUCGUAGGGUUGUGUGUGGGAAAGGUUGGAAGGAAUGUCAAGAAUGCAUCUCCAUAGAAGUCAUGAUCCUAGGGACGAUGGUAUUCUCAUACCUGAGUACAACAACUACAGAUGUUUGAUGUAUCAUGUUCAUAGCUACAGCCGCUCCUCUGCCUCAGGAUGUAUAAUUAGGAUUAAUAUUUUCAUAUCUACACGCACACGUUUUCUACCUCUAAAAAUAUUAGCAAGAGCGGCAGUAGAACAACGAGCGUAAAAGCUGGACACGCGAAAAAUUUGGCUACAAGUAAGUUAAGGGCAGUUUUUCACUAUCGGAUAUGUCCCAUGUGGACUAAGAUAUCCACCCCUCGCCCUACUCAAUUGGUGUUGAAAAAAACCAAAUGCUGAGUGGCGCUCCCCCUGAUUUAAAGGAAAAAACAUAAGGGGGGCACAGGGCACCCCGCUCGAGGACUCGGUAUAGUGAUGAAAGACUGCCGCUAAGCCAGGCACAGAUUCGCGGAAGUGAUGGCCGUUUCGUCUCUACCAAAAUGGUGAAGAAGGCGCCCGUAAAAAAGGCUGCAAUAAAAGCACCAAGCCCAAAAAUGAAGACGGUCUCCAUGAAGCAGCAGCUCAGCAAGAACGGGAAACAGACAACUUCUCCGAAGAAAACUGCAACUACUUCCGCCAACACGAAAACAUCUGCAGGAGCUACAACAUCCUGCUCAAAAGUCAAAACUUCUAGUACUGCCUUUACUACUCCUCCUGCUAUGAAGAACGUGAACGCUAUGAUGAAGAGCUCGAACUCCACUAGUACAAUUGCAACCGUAGCCAGUUCUAGUUCAGGAAACUACGCUAACAACGUAGCAGCUGCUGCGAUGAAGACUGUGAGUACUAGAACUGUUGCCACAGCUGAAGCUGGGGACGGCAGGAAAGUUAAGGCUACUUCUUCUACACUAUUCCUCUAUAAUUAAUUACACUAUUACAUUUGCGGUUGAUAGAAUAAAUCCUACACAUGCCUCCAACACCUACUCAUACUAUUGCAGCUAUCUGGAGGUGUGGACUGGCUAUCGCUAUGCUGAGUGGACAAUUGCGGUUAAUAGAAUUAUCUUAAUGAUCUCAUUAAAUCCUACACGUACUAUUGCUGCAACCAUCUGGAGAAUCUCACACAUACUCAUACCAAGAUAAGAGGGCUAGGACUAUAUCUAAUUCCGGGAAGUUGAGAGGGAUUUCUAUCUAAAGAGGAAGAACAAGAAGGGAAUCUUUCGACUCAACCAAAGUAUCUUCUAACUACAUUGGUUUUCCUUUCUUUUUUCUAGUUUUUUGCUUUUUUCUCUUUCUAGUUGAUAGGUUUAGGUCGUGCUCCACCACAAUUAUACAGUCAAUCAUCUACAUCUGGGUCGUUACAGCCUUAUAAUAUACGCAUACUUUAGUGAAUAGUACCCACGACUGUGACUGACACCGCGUCUAAGACUGCUGCUAGCAAGGCGUCCUCAAGCAAGGCAACGGUGAGCGCUCGAGGGGUACAAUUUAUCUCCAUGAAAUCCAGCGGGUCAGAUGAAGACGAGAGUACCUUUAAAGGGCCAUCAUUAAGGCUACCACAUAAUAGAGUAGUUUAUAGCACGCAUGGUGCAUGGAGUGCAUGGAGCGCAGAGCUUUAAGGGACGCAAGAAGCUCCCCCUUUAGCUCCAUGCUACUCCAUGGGAUCCAUGCACUCCAUGCCAUGCGAGCUGUGCAACCUUAUAAAUUGCUCUGACAUAAAAAGAGUGAAAUUGAGUUGGGAAGGUCUCAGCUGUUACAUUUUCCCGCUUUUUCAGUCCUAUAAAAUCUAAAUAAAAUGGGCAAAGGGAUGGGGCUUUUUUCUUUUUUCACCACUUUGCGCGGAGUCUUCUCCGGGCAGAUGUGUGUGGCGAUUUCUCCAAGAAUUGAGACCGAUGGGGCCUGUUUGGUCGGUCGGUGAAGCUGGGCACCGCUCUCUCCGCUUUCUGGUUGAGCAGAUUCCGGCGGCACCGUUACCGGCUGGCGCUUUUUUGGUGGUGGUGCCUGGUGUUGAUUGUCUGCAGGCAUUUGGCCAAGGGUUUUGCUGUGCGUCCCAUGCAUUGGCCACACCGUUUUGCUGAAGUUGCCACAGAGCUGGGUGGGCUUGCCUGGUGUCUGUCGAUUUUUCUCUGCCACCCAGGGCCCCAAUGUGGCAGGGCUUACGAUUGUCGUCGACACCAUUUUGACUCCCGACCCCUCUGCGCUCAAGCCUCGGCUACCCAUAUCCUGGCCCCGUGUCGGCCUGCCUGCCGCCGCCAAGGGGUUCCGGAAAGGUCCGGGCAACUGCUGGUCUAGCCCUCGAGAACGCUCACCACCUGGCGACCCUUUUCUUGACGCUUGGUCUGGGCGUCGUGUGGUCGUGUUUGGCGUCCGCUGAGUGUCUUUUUACGGGUCUGUGGCGUCAGCUUUUGGAGCGUCUCUUCGAGCUGAAAGGGUUCCACAAGUUGGCAAAAAAGACCCCCAACGGAACCAACCUCGGAACCCUUUUGCCGGACCUCCGGCCUGGAUGAUGGGCUUUUGUGUGGAUACUAGUGGGGCGAAGGGCUCAAAAGGGGCACUAUAAAAUGCCCUAUAAAAUGGUCUAUAAAAUCGACGUCUGAUCCACGUGCGAGGUGUUUCCUGCACUGGGGUCGGCCUCUUUUCGGGAAAAAAAAUCGAUUUUAUAGAGACCCGAAUUGGGGGUCUGGGCCAGCCGAUCUGGCGCACAAAGUGCCGCCAGCUGGCCCCACUAGUAUGCAACAAAGCAAUGGCCCCCAGAAUCCACCACAGCGGGGGGGGAAAGAUUUUCCGCAGAAAAAUAAACGGAAAAAGUUGCCAAAAAGUUGGGAUCAUCUGGAAGGGCGCGGACUAGAACCAGAAAACCCGUGGACACCAGCCAGCCAAGCCCCCCACCCACCGCCCCAUCGUCACAGGCCAUGCCCGAAACCCACAACCAAAUCGGGCAAAGCGCCACAGCGUCGCGUGGCCCAAUGUUCUGCCUCGAAGGACCCACCGGGCACGCGCUUGCGCUCACAUCCUACAGCACACGCUUUGGGGUGUUUGGUCCACAGGCUGGGCAGACCCGGACGCAGACACAUGACACACCAGGCAACCAACCGGAAGAACGAAGCACCCCUUUCGCCAUCGGGUUAAACCGCAACCAGAUGACCUCUGAAGUGAGGCGCCAGGCCAUCUCUGGGCCACACUGUGGCUGACCUGUUGUCCUCCCCACCCGUCAAGCCAGCAGACCACUAAACUGACGGAAAAUGGGACUACCAAAACCCCUCGAAACACGCUCGAGGGGUGCCAGCUCAGUGGGGUCCAAACAUAGGGGGAAAACCAUGCACCUUCUGCCGGUCUUGGUUUAGCUUUUGUGGGUUGCCGAAAUCCGGCCGCACCAGCUUCGGCACAUCUGAAAAAAAACCACAACCCCCACCCUUAGAAAAAGCAAAAAAGUGAGACACUGCGGGACAUUUUAUUCCGAAAAUAUAGAGGAACACAAUCGGGAAAAAGGUAACAGCUAACACCUUUCCAAAAUUGAGGCUAUUUUUUAGACUUUAGAUCGAUGCAUAUCCCCAAGAACCUAGGUACUAAGUUAGACUUUAGAUGCACAUCCUAGUACCUAGGUUCUUGGGGAAAUUUUAGGCAUUCAGCUUUUGCCCUUCAGAUUCCCUCUUCCUGCUAGUACUUAUGUAUUUCUAUUUGAUUGAUGUUCUCAAGAACACUCUUCAUUGAUUUCUUUUUCUAUGACCAGACCAUGACCAGGGCCAUUUUUUUCUAGUAGACAUGAGAUACUGAGAAUUCACCAGGACUGAAUCUUUUACUACUUCGCAGGGUCUACUUUCAUUCUUUCUCGUUAAUACAUUAUAUGCUAUGACGAAUCUCUUGGAUAGGUGUGCAUUGUAGUCAGAUUCGAGCACUGAAUUCUCUGCUUCAAAGCUGCUUAUAAGCUAUUACAUAGAGGGCUCUACUUGUCGUUGUCGUUGCAUUUUUCCUACCUAUAAAGGUGAGAGUGAGACUCUAGAAAUGCUGUGCUAACAGUGAAACAAAAACUAACACUCUAACGUCACCUCCCAGUGCAGUUAAGAGAGCGUUGGGUUUGGGAAAGAAAAAGUAAGCAGUGGCGUAAACGAUCGGGAAGUUGUACACAAAAAGAACAUUCGCCCGAAUGGCUUGUAUUUCAAAGAUCCCAUGGAUGUCAAGAUGAAUACUGCAGAAGAACUAACUAUUAAGGCUUUAUUAUCUACUAGUACUAGACUGAGCAGUGGUGCUGGAGGUAGUUUGACUUAGAUUGAAUGAUGCGUUAGCAGGGAGCUGGUUCAGUGGUUUAGGGCUGCUUGUCCUGUUCACUGGUCAUAAAGCAUGUCCUCAAAAAUAAGUAGAUCUUCAAUUAUAGAUAUAGAGUAAACUCGAUCAAUUAGAUAACAAUGAGAGGACUAAACUGAUUAUGUAGCGACCGAUUAGAUACCCCACCAGUUGUCAGCAUCAUCCAGUGGAGUAGUAAUUAUGUAAGUAGUGCUGCGCUUGAGCAAAUCAAGAUGCCUCUAAAGAAGCUAGUACACGGACAAGCGAAGAAUCGUAAGCAUGAUAAACAAAACAAUGCACAACAUCGUUUGACCGAACGGAAGCCAGGGGAGCAGUGUCGCUUCAGUAUACCCAAGAGUAUGGCCGGUCGUCUAGUGCACCCAUAUGCUCGAGGAAGUCAUAUCGACGAUGGAUUCAAUGACGAUGUAGCCUGCAUACAAGAUCACAGCAGUGGUUGCAAUGAAAGUUUGUUUUCCUAGACCAUUGGGCAUCAGUAUCUGUAUCAUCAUCAUCGUCAUCAUCGUCAUCGUCAUCCUCGUCAGCAUGAGCAUCAGCAAGCUUUUCUAACUCUGAUAGCAGCAAGAGGGAAGCGACUCGCAUUCGUGUAGUGCGUCAGCACUCAUAAAGCGGAUGUGUGUGGACUCUGUUGAGAUGGAAGAAACAAGUAAAGAGAAUUAAGGCUGAUGCAGAUACUUCAUCUUUGAGCACCAGGGGUUCAAGGUCAUCGUCAUCCCCGGUCAAAAUCAUCCCUGAAGCAGGAUAUUCAUCAACUACCCAGUUGAACUUGAAUAUGUUGCCAAAGGACAUAGAGAAAGACAUCAACUUCAACCAAGUUGAAUCCAUGUGAUGAUGGCAAGGGACAGCUCAAAGAUGAAUUCUGCCUACACCUACGUCUAAGACCCGAAGUUGCUUUUGGACUCGUGAACCUUUUGACUACAGCUUCCUGCCCAACAUCACAUGUAAAACAAGAUGAAACACUUAAUACUCAAAUAUGAUUUAACACUUAAUACGAUUACAAGAAACACUUAAAAAUACAAGAAACUGUUUAAAAACACCCAAUACUACAAGAAACACUAUAUACUAUGUUGAAAACGAUAUAAGUGUCGAUAACAAGAAGACAAAAAGAAAAAGUAGCAACGUAAUAAAGCAUUUAACUGACCAAGUUUACAACUGACCAAGUUUACAACUUCAACAUUAGAACAAUAAAAAGAACUCAACGAAAAAUUAGAAUCGACUGACAUCAUCAGCAUAAGCGAGGCACUUACUAACAAGUAGCUCCUGUAAAAUAGUAGGCUGUCGUCAGUAUUUAAAGGCUAAAAACGAAGUGAGAUCACAAUCAUCGCUUAUUGUUUUCUUGUAGUCGCAUCAUAGAACAUGCACUCUCUGACGCAAUAUAUCACAUUUUUUUGGAGCAGCGUCUCAUGGGUGCCGCCUCUCAUGUGACCUUCUUGCUGCCUUUGUUUGCAACAUAUCCUUCCGAACUGUAAUGCGAAGGUUAAUGCAGUUUAAAAUGCUAACUCAAGGAUGUAAACGCGCAAAAAAUAAACUGUGAAAAUGUAACAUAGUCACGAGCUUUUAAUGGAUGCAUUAUUUUUUCGGGAAACUACUUCUCUAGCAUAAUUUUGGGAUUUUUAUAUAAACGCCAACGUACAGUGAUUGACUCACCUACUUGUUUAUAAUUAAUCAUGACAAGUAUGUCUACAUUAUACAUGGAUGGUUUCGGUAUUUGGUAAGCUGACAUUGAUCGCAAGGAUUCUCUUCCUGUUUUUCCUCGUUCCCUCUUAUAGAUGCGCGGCAGUCGCAUCUGCGGGGAGGUCGGUGCCCUGCGGAGGCAACCUGAUCGGUUGAUUGAUUAAUCAGGCUACCGGAUACCAGAACAAUACAAUACAAUAUAGUCACGACCAUCUUCUUGUCUAUUCCUGGCAGUCCAUGCAACACCUCACAGCUCGAGUGCGAGUCUACUCGGUAUAAUACUUCGAUCCCUGUCCGGCGUCUUCCCCACCGGCGUCUUCCGCAUAUCCAACAUAUUUCAUAUGGGUAAAGUAGGCAUGCAUAUCAUCGCCACAGGAUCAAAGACUACGAGGACUGCUUUGUCAGGAAU